Paramuricea clavata is the source of this 3963-nucleotide messenger RNA. The record is from the annotation of a GenBank genome assembly. Lineage: Eukaryota; Metazoa; Cnidaria; Anthozoa; Malacalcyonacea; Plexauridae.
AGGACAUACUUAAUCAGCAUUCCGCUACAUUGGCACAGUUAAAUCCGGAGGAUACGAGUAAGAAUAUUUAUUCUUAAAUUUACGUAACAGUUGUUCAUGCAUUAGGUUUUGCUAUAUUAUUUCUCUUGUUGAAUCAACUGUAAAAUAUAUUGGUUUAUUAAAGAGCCCUGGAGUUAUAUUAUAUAUUAACUCCUUUAAGAGUAUUUAUUACCUCGGGUUGGUACGACACCGAGGUCAUAAAUUCGGCUCCUAUUUUUUUUCUCCAUUUUGUGUCGAGCCGCGCGCGUAGUCGAAGAGCCUGCGGAGGAGACGACAACUUCCGGUAAAUAAGUGUACUUCCGGGAAAUUUCAAGCAUCGGCCAAAGCGAAACCCGAAGCUGUACUUGCACAAAAUCCGUCAAAAUUGUUGAUUUAAAACCAGAAGAUGUGAUAAUUUUGACAUACAUGUUUAGCUGGAUAACUAUUCUCGAGUAUAUGCUGAUAUAAUGUACAAUACUUCGUAUGCAUAGCAUGGGAAUACCGCGGCCAACUUUCACUUGUUUGAUACUGCUAAGCAUUUUAUGGAUGGUUCUUACUGUAACUGGUAUAGACAACAAUUUUGCCAACUGUCCACUCGUUACAUUCUUCGACUGUGGUACAACUAUUACUAAUGAUGGAUCAGUUAUAUGCACCUAAUUAUAUUUUCAGUACUUUGAUAUAUUUUAAAAAUAUCUGAAGUGACUGUCGUUCUGCUAUGUGCAAUCAACAAAUAGACUGAUAAUUUUGUCUGUUAGUGUUACUAAAUACAAGAUGAAAUAGUGAAGUAGCUAUGUAUAUCAUUCACUCGUCCACAAAAUAUCCCAAAUAAUGAAUAAAUACAGUUAAAUAAUUAAAUUCUCUAAAUUGUUCCUGUAUUUAACUAUUAUCAAUAAAAUGUUAAAACGGAGCUUUGAUUCACUGAUUCACCAUUUAUACUAGUGAACUAUUAAACUAUCGUGAUUUACACGAUUUUUACAUAUUUACCAGACGAUGCCCUAUCCACCGACCCGAGGUUAACGCCGAGCGGGCGUCUUGUUCUGAAUAAAGGUGUUGCUAACAGAACUACAAUAGCUAAUUUUCCUUUAAAAUAGAUAAGAAAAGUAUUAAGGGUCCAGAAUUACUAACAUGUUCGUGAACAAACAGAAAGUAUAGUACUUUUUGCGUAUAGUACCCCCCCCCCCCCAGAACCUCGGGAAUGAUGAUAGGUUGAUAAUUAUAGAUGAUCUCUAUAUAAAGACAUUCCGUUAUAGUACCAUUAAACAAGGCUGGUAUAGCAUAAGGAAAUUGUACAGUAGAUUUAUAUAGUUAAUUUUAAAUAGGCCGUUUGCUGUGACCUCGAAAAGUGCCUAGAAAACGAUUUUCAUUUCACCUGUCUUGGAACUGAAAUAUUUUUACGGGAACUAACACUUUCGAACACGCUGAGUUCAAAUCCGAAAAGUUCCCACUCUAUAGACCUGCAGUUUUCUCACAAACUGCAAUUUUAUCUUCACUAAUUUCACGACAACCUUUUUCAUGUUCAACGACACGGAUCGAUGACAACAAACGAUUAUGUCACUCAAAUGGACCAAUUUCUGUUAACCAGUCUUCCUUUUAACAAAAGUCCGGUUUUGCUUGAAUCAUUUUGAGUUAUGUUAUAUUAUGCGUGUUGGACGCAAACAACAUAUCUUGUCUACAACUUUGGGAAGGUACAGAUAAAGCUUUCUAAAAUCCUCCGUUCUGGCUCUACAGUACCUCUAUGAAAUUACAAGGAUGUUAAUGCUAAGUCUUUUGGCUAUGUCUCUGGGCUGAGAAAUAAUUCCUUACAGUACGUGCGGUCAAAAUGUUUUAUACAACGGUGUAAAACGGUAAUGUUAUGUAAUGGGUCAGCAUUUAAAUUUCCAACACAGUUUUUGAGACGUAAUUCAAGAGGUAACUUAUCACUGCAUUUGAACUAUUAUAUCAGUUGGUGUUAUUCUGUGCGAUUAGCGAGUAUUAUUAGAAAGAGGGCUUUCAUAUACGUUGAAAUCACCAAAUAUUAAACAGCUCAUGCACAUAUUUCUCCACUUCCUCGUACGUUUACGGAGCAGAUUUUAUACAUUGGCACUGAUAUUUGUCUUUGAUGUGAACAUUUAUUCUUCUAGUUUGUGAUUAUUUAAGAGUGAUCCUGUCGUAAGACUUCUACGAGCAACCAAUCGGCGACAAUAUUUCGCACUUUUGAGUCGAUCCGUGUCGUUGAACAAUGAAAAAUGUUGUCUUAAAAUUAGUGGAGAUAAAAUUGCAGUUUGUGAGAAAACUGCAGGGGCCGGUGUUCAAAGGUGGAUUAGCGGCAAUUUAGCGCUAACCCUGGUUUAAAAUUUAACCUGCUGUUUUAGUUUGUGUAUUUCUGCACGUCUGUUUAUUUCAAAAUUUCAGAGAAGUAAACUCCUAUCGAUCCAGACAAGAUCUCUGAAGAAAUAUUUCCAAAUUUAUAACCAAGCUGUCAGGAAGUUUGCUUUGAAUUUCAGGUUAACCUAGGGUUAAGCUAACCCAGCUUUGAACAACCGGCCCCAGGUCUACAGAGCGGGAACUUUUUGGAUUUGAACUCAGCGUGUUCGAAAGUGUUAGUUCCCCGUAAAAUAUUUCAGUUCCAGGACAUGGAAAAUGAAAGUGAACGAUAUCGGGAGGCAGCAAACGGCCUAAAACUAAAAAACUCUGGGGAAUUCUGAAUGUUAUUUUUAUCUCUUUCCACUGUUUCCAGGAGAUCCAUCGAUAUCCAAGCUAAUAUAAAGUAUAUCUUCUUCAGGUAUUCCACACGAAGUUGACAGUUAUCACGCAUUAGUUCCGUUAGAGCCAAUCGACUCAAUCGCAAAUCAACAGGUUGGUAGCAUGCAAAUGAUUCAGUGAAUGUUUGGCUCUUUAUUAGGAAAAGCUGUGAAAACUGAUUGCGACCAAUUGAUAUCAUCAAUUCUCAAGCAUCAAGUUCUUACAUCUUAGUCGUGUGGCAAAAAGAUGAAAAAGAGAGAAAUCAUGGAUGAUUUUACAAUAAUAUGCGAAACAAGAGUUAUUAAGACAAGGCCUACUCUCGUCCACGCCUAUUCACUUCCAUGCCUCGUGACGUCCACUUAAAAAUAAUAUUCUUACUUUUUUAGUCCCGUCGAACAUUUGGGUGCAUAACGAGUUGCUAUAAAUGUGUCAAUUCUAAAGAUGGCUUGACAUACGUCUUAAGAAGAAUGCACGGUAUUGUUCAUAUUUUAUCAGUUAAACGUGCUCAGAAACUAGCACGCAUCAGCAUUUUAACUAGACCACAAAUCUGCUAAAAGAAUUGCAACACAAAAAUUUAUAUUAUUUUAAUACGUAAUAACAUCAUUCAAUAUACACAAAUCACACAAUGUUAGUAAAGACCUUUUGUGAUUUAUAUCCACGCUGUCCAAAAUUACUUGCGGCAGAAACCAAAUUGGGUUAUCGCAAAAUCACCUUUGCGGUAACCUGGGUUUUACCAAAACAAAAACUUGUCAGAAGAACUUAGAAUUUAUUAUUUCAUAUGUCCAAAUGAAUUGUAAAGUAACCCAAUUAUAUCAUGCACAGAACGCGUAACGAAAUUUAAAUAUUAACUGUUAACACAGUUACUAAUUAUAGAAUUAAGAGAUUACGGACUUACAUUACUUCAGGGAAACCAAAUUAGGUUACCGCAAAACAAAGUUUGCGGUAACGUGGCAGUAACCCAGCUUUGGUUACCGCAAUUUUGGACAGCCUGAUACCAUUUCAUAUUACGUCACCAUUUAUAACUAGGUAUUCGACUGACGAACACUAAAGCCAAGGGGAUUGUGGACGAAUGGAAAAAACUUCAACAUUCAAAUUUGGUUCAACUCCGUGAAGUGUUUACAACGAAAGCUUUUGAUGACAACUGUAAGUACCGUACUUUACAAAAGUAAUAAAUACGAAAAACACGCCAAGAGAAAAAUCUUCACUCCAGAAAUUGCCAUCAAC